AUGCUGAUCGGCUUUGCUUUACGCCACAGCGUCCGUGUCGAGUGGGCCUUGGGAGAGCGACAAAGCUGGGAUCUGCGCUCCUGCGAUGUUGAACGCACGCACUGCCCAAGGGCUUCGCUGUCUCGGACCUGUGGUGCUGAUUAUGGUAUUCCAACGCCCUUGCGGACCUGCCGGUACCUUGACUGCGCACAUUCCUGGACAGAAGCAGCAGAAUGCAUGUGCCAUAGUGAUCUGAGAACUGCUCGUCUGAUCCAUACGAUUUCCCGAUACCCCGAACAUCUAUGA
Penicillium soppii is the source of this 285-nucleotide messenger RNA. RefSeq lists its product as uncharacterized. Lineage: Eukaryota; Fungi; Ascomycota; Eurotiomycetes; Eurotiales; Aspergillaceae. The coding region runs from base 1 to 285 and encodes 94 amino acids. The transcript has 2 exons. The record is from RefSeq and is a predicted model, not a curated record.